AUGGAAUGUUCGGCAGCGUUUUCCGAGUGCUCGACGGGUGGUUGUCGAUGUAAGAAAGGAUUUCAAAGGGAUGGGAAAGGAGGUUGCAAACCCAUAGCUUACAACUGCAUUAAUAAUGGCAAACCGUUAAUGAUUGCGGAUGAAAUUGCGACGUGCUCGAUGAGAUCAACGCUUGCAAGGCUUCUAUUUAGUCGUUUAAACAAGAGAUCAACGAAGAACCCCGCACUAACAUCCCUAAAUGGAACAGCUGAUUGGUCCGAUUUGAGUGACGAGUGUCCAGAGCACUACUAUUGUGUACCGUUAUUUGACGAUGCGGCAAAGCCUGGUUACUAUCAGGGAUUUUGCUGCCCAUCACCGGGACCACCUCGUCCAGUUUGCCCAGUUGGUGAACCGCAUGAGACGAGUUUUCCGCCAGAUUACGGUUGUGACUACUGUCCGCUAGAAUACUACUGUCACAGAGAUGCUUUUUACCCAGAUAAAUCAGUAAGCAGACCAUCUCUAAACUGA
Strongylus vulgaris is the source of this 507-nucleotide messenger RNA. The record is from the annotation of a GenBank genome assembly. NCBI's taxonomy places the organism in Eukaryota, Metazoa, Nematoda, Chromadorea, Rhabditida, Strongylidae.